GACCCGUCCUAGCGAUUUACUCACGUGAUAAGAACGUGCAUCGGAAGAAGGUGUGGUUCGAGUCGCGGGCAAGGCGGAUAAGCGGCGGCGGCGGUUCGAGAUCGAUGGCGGCGACGGGAGGAUCCGGUGGAGGCGAUCAGGAUGAGUUCUACCUCCGGUACUACGUGGGUCACAAGGGGAAGUUUGGUCACGAGUUUCUGGAGUUCGAGUUUCGCCCCGACGGCAAGCUUCGCUACGCCAACAACUCCAACUACAAGAACGACACCAUGAUCCGCAAGGAGGUCUUCGUCUCCCCCGCCGUACUCCGCGAGUGCCGACGCAUCAUCGCUGACAGCGAGAUUAUGAAGGAGGAUGAUAACAACUGGCCGCCCCCGGACCGUGUUGGCAGGCAGGAGCUGGAGAUCGUGAUGAACAACGAGCACAUAUCGUUCACUACUUCCAAGAUUGGAUCCCUUGUUGACGUCCAGGGCAGUCAGGACCCUGAAGGGCUCCGUGUUUUCUAUUAUCUCGUCCAGGAUCUGAAGUGCUUCGUUUUUUCUUUGAUUUCUCUGCACUUCAAGAUUAAACCCAUUCAGUCUUGAGUUCAUGUUCCCAGUUUAACAUAUUUUGUUCUGGAACCCUUUGUAAGUUGCUAAGAUUGUAUGCUCAAUUUCAGAAUGUUUUUGAGAGCCCGCCAGGCUUUGGGUUUCGAAGUGCAUGGAGACGAUCCAUUUAGGUAACAUAGAUUUUGUGUUUGUGGGUUCGUGUAUGAUGUGCCAACUAGACCAAUGACACCCUUGACUUGAUUCAGUUUGUGGUGUUUGGUUUA
Messenger RNA from Zingiber officinale, 808 nucleotides. RefSeq names its product protein mago nashi homolog. Gene Ontology annotation, biological process: RNA splicing. Lineage: Eukaryota; Viridiplantae; Streptophyta; Magnoliopsida; Zingiberales; Zingiberaceae. Gene Ontology annotation, cellular component: exon-exon junction complex; nucleus. The record is from RefSeq and is a predicted model, not a curated record. The transcript has 3 exons. The coding region runs from base 105 to 581 and encodes 158 amino acids.